Pocillopora damicornis (cauliflower coral) is the source of this 2583-nucleotide messenger RNA. RefSeq names its product serine/threonine-protein kinase Pink1, mitochondrial. Lineage: Eukaryota; Metazoa; Cnidaria; Anthozoa; Scleractinia; Pocilloporidae. Gene Ontology annotation, cellular component: mitochondrion. Gene Ontology annotation, molecular function: protein serine/threonine kinase activity; ATP binding. The record is from RefSeq and is a predicted model, not a curated record. Gene Ontology annotation, biological process: protein phosphorylation; positive regulation of mitochondrial fission; regulation of apoptotic process.
AGCCUUCUUGUUAUCGUCUGAACCUUGCUAUGUGCUGACAAAUCAUUUGGGCCUGUGAGUCUCGAUUCAAAAUGUAGUUUCCGCGAUACACAGGAGGAUGCAACGCUCGUAAAAACUGGUUUACAAUGUCAGCUGUUCGGGUUUUGGUCCGGUCACUUUUCAGGCAAAUUCAUAAUAUCGGACAAGUUGCAGCAAGAUCAGGCUAUAACAGUGCUGGUGAAUUCGCAGCAGUUAGCAGUGUUGCUAACGGCCAGUCAGCACUCAUUCCACGAGCUCCAAAGAAAAAUGUUGGUGUGUUCGCAAGAGGUCUUUGGAGUGGUUUUACUUCCAGAGUAGGAUCAGUCUCUCAAGCUGCCUCCCUAAGGCGAAUGGCAAUUGCCCGCAUGCUCAGAGGUUGUGGACCCAAAUCCCCUAUGUUUGCCUUCCUUGGGUUUGCAGUUGCAAUUUCAAGUGAAGAUGGACAAAGAAAAGAACCAUAUAAAAAACUACAUCAGAUGGCCCAAAGAGCUCUUUUGACUAAAAACAUGUUUGCAGAGCUUCAAAAAGAUUUUGAGGAACCUUCCCUUGCUCAGCUCAAACUAAAGGACUUCAAAGUUGGUGAACGACUUGGCCAAAGUUCCUCAAACUCUGCAGUUUAUUCAGCUGAAUACAUGGGCCAUGAGUAUGCCAUCAAGAUGUUAUUUAACUUUGGAACAAGUUCUCAGAGCAGCUCUUUAAAAAGAGAAUUUUCAAAAGAGUAUCAGGUUCUUAGUGCCAAAAAUGAGUGCAAUGCCUCCCAAGCAGGUUUAUCCUACACCAGGCUUUCAGCACAUCCAAACAUCUCACCGAUCCUGCAUCACUUUACUGAUGACACCCCUGUCCUACCAGAUGCUUCCACAAGCUACCCAGCUGCAUUACCUUGCAGUAGUGGUGGACUGGCUAGGAAUCGCACUAUGUUUUUGGUCAUGCCAAGAUAUGACAGAACUGUCAGAGAAUAUUUGGCAUCAAAUUCAAAGCCAAAUCUGCAGGUAUCUUCACUGCUUCUCCUGCAGCUCCUUGAAGGCAUCAGGCAUCUCACAAGACAUGGAGUGGCACACAGGGACCUUAAAACUGACAACUUGCUUCUGGGUGAAGACACCAACAGUUCAUUCCCCCAGUUGGUGAUAGCAGACUUUGGUUGCUGUCUAGCAGACAGAUCAAGGGAGCUUGUACUCCCUUUCCAAACAGCAGAGAUUGAUCGUGGAGGCAAUUUCACUCUGAUGGCCCCAGAGAUUGCAUUAGCUGUUCCUGGGAAGGAUUCUGUCCUUGAUUUCACUAAAUCUGAUGCAUGGGCAGCAGGAGCCAUUGCAUAUGAGUUUUUUGGCAAUGUCAAUCCAUUUGGAUGGGAUGGGUUGGACAGCAGGAAUUACAAAGAUGAUGACCUUCCUGUUCUUGUCCAAGUCCAACCAGGUGUGAGAAAGGUAGUGUCACUGCUCCUUAAAAGGGACCCUGCAGAGAGGAUAACAGCAGAAACAGCAAUCACUAUGUUAAUCCUAGUGUUAAGGGCCCCAGCUGAGUGGCACCAGGGGGAAGAUGUGCAGGUUGAAAACAUCAAUUGGUGGCUUUUCUGCAUUUCAUUGGAAAUGCUUGGGUCUGAAUUCCAAAGAGCGUGGACUCUUGAAGAUAAGAUCAUGUAUCGCUUCCUGUGCCGUGUUACACCAAACCAAAUCAAAGAUGCAUUGGAACUGCUGACAAAUGAUGUUUAAUGGACUGGACUUGUAGUUGCUAGACUCGUUCUGGGUUGGGGUGGAAGUUAUCAAUAGACUUACAUAAAGGCAUCACUGGAAUCAAAAAAGAACAGUGCAAAAAUGUUGGAGACAUGAAACAGAUUUAUUGCCACGCCAACGUACAUUUCUCUUUUGCAGUUGAAACAGAUUUUUUGUGACUUGUGUUUUGACAACACGUAGUGGAUUUAUUUCACUUACAAGUUGUCUCCCAAGAUUUCCGUCAGUGUGGAAGAAAGACUAAAUUAGUUACAUUUGUUUAAUUGUCAACUUCAAAGUUGUAGUUGCGAAAGAGAACAUUAUCUCUGAUCGCUGACCAAUAAGAUCUGGCUUGUUGUAUUUAUCUACGAGGCCCUCUUCUUGUUUAAGUUACGCUCUUUUUGUUUCAUUGAGUGUAGAAAUUCAAAUGCAUCUUGCUGUGUUUCACUUUAAUCCAACUAAGGGCUAUAUUCGUUGCGGUGGUUAAUUUCCCUUAAUCAACUUUUACUACUGAAAUUCAACCAAGUGUUAAGAAACUAAUGAUACAUACAAAUAACCUGUCAAAAAGUAGACAACUGAAUGUAAAGAAACUUUUGAUUGGUAUGUUUUUUACUUCUGGCAAUUGAAUCGGGUCCAGUACACUUUAUAUUAGUGUUUGUUUGUACCUUGGUACAUUCGAUUCUGAGGGUUUUACCCAACGGUUGUACAUUUUGAGUUCGCCUUUUAGUUUUUUUACACUAUGAGGGCAGCGAGUGAUUUAUUAAUGGUACCCUCAAAAAACUAAUUGUUUCGUUGAUUCGAAUUUGUGGUCAAUCUUUAGUUAGAUCGCUUUUUAUUGUUGAAUUCAAUUCCUUAACUUCUA